Molecule: messenger RNA, 1180 nt
Organism: Daucus carota subsp. sativus
Lineage: Eukaryota; Viridiplantae; Streptophyta; Magnoliopsida; Apiales; Apiaceae
Product: cytokinin riboside 5'-monophosphate phosphoribohydrolase LOG1
Exons: 7
Coding region: 253-906 (217 amino acids)
Biological process (GO): cytokinin biosynthetic process
Cellular component (GO): cytosol
Molecular function (GO): hydrolase activity, hydrolyzing N-glycosyl compounds
Source: RefSeq, a predicted model, not a curated record
GUCUUGUAGCUGAAACCUUUUGUAUAUAUGUUUUUGUGGCACACCUAUUCCAUCCCCCCACUCUCUCUCUCUCUCUACAUGUAUAAUCUAUACACACACCUCUAUAUAUAUGUGAAUAUACUGGAGUGAGAAAGAGCAGAUUCGUCCCUUCAUUUUCUUCAAAGCCCAUUUUUUCAUAUAAGCUUAAGACCAAAUAUUUAAGAAAAUAAAUAGUAGUAAUAAAGUUAUUGUUGUUAUAGUAAGAGUAGAAGGAUGGGAAGUGAGGGUGAGAUGAAGCUAUCAAAGUUUGGGAGAAUUUGUGUGUUCUGUGGGAGUAGUCAAGGGAAAAAGAGUAGCUAUCAGGAUGCUGCUAUUGAGCUUGGCCAAGAAUUGGUGUCAAGGAACAUUGAUCUGGUGUAUGGAGGGGGGAGCAUUGGCCUGAUGGGAUUGAUUUCUCAAGCUGUUCAUGAUGGUGGUAGGCAUGUUAUUGGGGUUAUUCCCAAGACGCUCAUGCCUCGAGAGUUAACUGGUGAAACAGUGGGGGAAGUGAAGGCAGUAGCAGAUAUGCACCAAAGGAAAGCUGAGAUGGCUAGGCACUCAGAUGCUUUUAUUGCAUUGCCAGGUGGUUAUGGCACUCUUGAGGAACUCCUUGAAGUAAUAACUUGGGCUCAACUUGGUAUCCAUGAGAAACCGGUGGGACUGCUCAACGUGGACGGAUACUACAACUCGUUACUGUCAUUUAUUGACAAAGCGGUUGAGGAAGGCUUCAUUAGCCCAAGUGCGCGCCAUAUUAUCGUAUCUGCGCCAACAGCAAAAGUGCUGGUUAAGAAAUUAGAGGAGUAUGUUCCCCGCCAUGAGAUAGCUGCUUCUAAGUUGAACUGGGAGACAGAGCAGCUUGCUUACCCUCCAGCAUAUGAUAUCUCCUGAUGAAUUUGGGUAGAACAGUAUGGUAGAUGAAUGAUAUUUGGCAACGAAGAAGCUAACUGAAGAUUACUAUUAGUUUUUACUGUUUGGAGAUGGGGAUUCGUUCUUUUUGUAAAUUACUGCUAAAUGACCUCAGUUUAAACUUGUUUAGUACUCUAUCUCCACUUGAAAGUUGUUUACUUUGAAAUCAUUGUAAGUAUUUAGUACUUAAUUGAUGCAUAUGAAAUUUCCUCCAAUGUGGUUGACAUGUUUUAGUGAUUUUCUUCCAAAUACAAAA